AUGAUUGAGGAAGGCAGUAAACGAGGCAAGGCCAUGGUGGAGAAGAGACAGCUCUUCAUGGAGAUGAGAGCUCAGAACUUUGACGUCAUCAGACUGUCAACCUAUAGGACCGCCUGCAAGCUCCGCUUUGUGCAAAAGAGAUGCAACCUUCAUCUGGUGGACGUCUGGAACAUGAUCGAAGCCUUCCGCGACAACGGGCUCAACACGUUGGACCACAACGCCGAGAUCAACGUGUCCCGGCUGGAGACCAUCCUGUCUUCCAUCUACUACCAGCUCAACAAGCGUCUGCCCACGACCCACCAGAUCAACGUGGAGCAGUCCAUCGGCCUGCUGCUCAACUUCAUGGUGGCGACCUACGACAGCGAAGGCCAUGGGAAGCUCACAGUCUUCUCAAUGCGAGCCAUGCUGGCGACAAUGUGUGGAGGUAAAAUAGUGGACAAACUACGCUAUAUUUUCUCUCAGAUCUCUGACUCAAGUGGCAUGAUGGUCUUCGCUAAGUUUGACCAGUUUCUUCGGGAGGUGCUGAAACUGCCCACGGCCGUGUUUGAGGGACCCUCAUUCGGCUACACCGAGCACUCUGUGCGGACGUGCUUCCCUCAGCAGAAGAAGAUCUUGCUGAACACAUUUCUGGAUAUUUUAAUGGCCGAUCCUCCACCUCAAUGCCUAGUGUGGCUGCCACUCAUGCACCGACUCGCCAAUGUUGAAAAUGUCUUCCAUCCCGUGGAAUGUUCAUAUUGCCGGAGCGAGAGCAUGAUGGGAUUUCGGUAUCGGUGCCAACAGUGCCACGGCUACCAGCUCUGCCAGAGCUGCUUCUGGCGUGGCCAUGCCAAUGGUCCCCAUAGCAACCAGCACCAGAUGAAGGAGCACUCGUCUUGGAAGUCUCCGGCCAAAAAGCUGAGCCACGCAAUCAGCAAGUCUCUAGGCUGCGUCCCCAUUGGAGAGCCGCCGCAUCCCAUGUUCCCCGAGCAAGCGGAGAGACCACAAGAGCUAACCCAUACAGUUCAGCCGAAACCGGGGGCCGCCAACAACAACAUGAACGACACAAUGCUCAUGUCCUCUGGGGCACCAACUCCAACCAAAAGUGUCUUGGAGAGUCCCAGUCGACUAGAUGAGGAGCACCGCCUCAUCGCCCGCUACGCAGCCCGCCUGGCAGCAGAGGCAGGCAACUCCACACAACAAUGUCCUCCAACAGAUUUAAGUUUCAACUUCGAUGCCAACAAGCAACAGAGACAGCUGAUUGCGGAGCUGGAAAACAAGAACAGUGGUCUUCGAGAGAUCCUUCAGGAGAUCCAGAGGCUGCGUUUGGAGCACGAGCAGGCCUCUCAGCCCACCCCGGAAAAAGCCCAGCAGAACCCCACCCUACUAGCUGAGCUACGGCUCCUUAGACACAGGAAAGAUGAGCUGGAGAGGCGCAUGUCUGCCCUGCAGGAGAGCAGACGGGAGCUGAUGGUGCAACUGGAGGGUCUCAUGAGGCUGCUCAAGGAUGAGGAGCAAAAACAGGCAUCUGGAGGCUCCCCUCAUUCUUCCCCGAGUCAUGGUGCAGGCUGCUCCAUGCCCAUGCCCAUACGCUCCACCUCUGCUGGGUCUACCCCCACCCACACACCACAGGACUGCCUGGCAGGGGUGGGUGGGGACGUGCUGGAGGCCUUCGCUCAGGGUGUUCCCAGAAACCUUCGGAACGACCUGUUAGUUGCUGCUGACUCCAUUACGAACACCAUGUCAUCGCUGGUGAAGGAGCUCCACUCGGUAGACGACGGUGGUGAGGAAGAGGAAACCAACAUGAGGAACGGUGGAGACAGAGGUGAGCACAGAGCGAGCACAGAAGUACUGAGGGGAGAAGAGCACCAUUCCAUCCUACGAGGACAUUCAGUCAUUCAAUGGGAAGAGUCAGUAACAACAACAACCCCCCCCCCCACGCCCCUGGCAUUAGCACGUAGAGUAAUGCAUGCUGUAAUCUAA
Molecule: messenger RNA, 1959 nt
Organism: Lampris incognitus (smalleye Pacific opah)
Lineage: Eukaryota; Metazoa; Chordata; Actinopteri; Lampriformes; Lampridae
Gene: dtnbb
Product: dystrobrevin, beta b
Biological process (GO): synaptic signaling
Cellular component (GO): synapse; plasma membrane
Molecular function (GO): zinc ion binding
Source: RefSeq, a predicted model, not a curated record